AUGUGGGGUGUCCUGGUCCCAGAAUUUCUCUUCGUGUCACUGCGCCGGCGGGAGGCCACAUACCAGCUCCUGAAGUCGGUCUGCGGACACCUGCAGGACAACAGCUGGAGCCCUUCAGCCUCUCUGAGCAAUGAGGAAAUCCUCGGGAAGCCUCUGACCUCAAGCCAGUCAGACCUGGAGCAGAGCACCCUGGAUCCCGACAGCCUGCAGGAGCUGCCAGAUGGGCCAAGCCUGGCGCCAGGGCAAGCGGAGGAGGAAGAUGAAGAGGCGGCAGCAGUGGUUCUGAGCAGCGGGGGACCCCACACUGCGCUACGGGCUCAGACCACCGCACAGCUGCACCCCCUCAACACCGUCAUCCUCAUCUACCUGCUGCUGAUGGUGGCCCUGCUGCUGUCCUCGGGGUACAUUGGUCUGCGCAUUGUGGAGCUGGAGCAGCAGCUGGCGGCCGUGGGGGCUUGGCCAGACCUCAACCUGCAGCACCAGUACAAGACUACGUGAGGGCAGGAAGGACCCAGCCAGCACCAGCCUUGGCCCGGGGGGUGUCUCGGGGGCUGCUCUGAGCCCUCCCUCCAUCUCACAGGGAACAACCGGGGGUGGGUGGGGGGUGUGUGUGUGCUCUAUCACCAAGUGCCUUCCAACCCCUCCCACAGUUCCAGGGGAGCCCACACAGGCUGUGGGGCAUCAUCUUGCUUCCCCCAUGACUCCCCACCCUGAGCAGCAGCACCAAGAGGAACCCCAAUAGUGCCCAGGGGGCAAAGAGAAGCGCCCAGGGGCUGGCUGGGGUCAGGCACCCACCCAGCUCCAGCCCCACCACCACCACGGAGGGUGGCAGACAGAGAGGAGCCCGGUGCCAGGCAAGGCAGGGGCAGACUAUUUUUUAAAUAAAUAAAGAUGUGACCCCCUUUGGGGGCACUUUGGACUUUGGGAGGGGGGCAUGUUGCCCCUUCCCUGAGGACACAUGCCUGCCUUUUUCCUUG
Molecule: messenger RNA, 977 nt
Organism: Athene cunicularia (burrowing owl)
Lineage: Eukaryota; Metazoa; Chordata; Aves; Strigiformes; Strigidae
Product: GRAM domain-containing protein 2B-like
Exons: 8
Coding region: 1-498 (165 amino acids)
Source: RefSeq, a predicted model, not a curated record